AUGGUGGUGCAUGCCUGUCACCCCAAUAAUCAGAGGACGAGACUUAACAGUUGCUCCAAGUUCUGGGCUAGCCUGAGCUACAGAGUGAGCUCCUGGGUACCAGUUGCAUACUGGAAAGUACUAAGGCUCCUUGAGGGCCACAGCCAUGGCACCUGUGGGUGUCUCUUAUUCACGAAUUCAGUCUCCGUGUCUUCAUUUGUUUCUGUCCUCAUCAGUUUCUUCCUUCUCUCACCUGUCUUCUCAAAGGCUGGAGUGGGGGUCAGGGGUGGGUCUCCAAGGCCUGGGAUGACCCUGUCCUUACUCCAGCAGUACCCAGAAGGUGUCUUCUACGACCUGGACAGCUGCAAGCCCUUCAGUUACCCAGACUCAGAUGGGGGUCCCGACUCCUCCUGGGCCUGGCCAGAGGCCCCACCUGCCUCUGCCAUUACCUCCUAUGAAGCCUUUGACCCUGCUGCGGCUGCCUUUGCCCACUCCCAGGCUGUGCAGUUCUGUUACAGUCAUGGCCCUAGCCCCUCCGCCUAUAGCCCCAUGGGCACCCUCGACCCAGCCCCCAGCUUGGAGGCCCCAGGGCCUGGCCUCCAGAUGUACCCCUCAGAGGACUUCGCCAGUCAGACGCCGGGCCCCGUGGCUUAUGCUCCGUACCCCAGCCCUGUGCUGUCAGAGGAAGAAGACAUUCUGCUGGACAGCCCUGCCCUGGAGGUCUCGGACAGUGAGUCAGACGAGGCCCUCUUGGCUGGCUCCGAGGGGAGGGGAUCUGAGGCAGGUGCACGCAAGAAGCUGCGCCUGUACCAGUUCCUGCUGGGGCUGCUGCUGCGCGGGGACAUGCGCGAGUGCGUGUGGUGGGUGGAGCCGGGGGCCGGCGUCUUCCAGUUCUCCUCCAAGCACAAGGAGCUGCUGGCUCGCCGCUGGGGCCAGCAAAAGGGCAACCGCAAGCGCAUGACGUAUCAGAAGCUGGCUCGCGCACUGCGCAACUACGCCAAGACGGGCGAAAUCCGCAAGGUCAAACGCAAGCUCACCUACCAGUUCGACAGCGCGCUGCUGCCAGCCCCCCGGCGUGCCUGAGCGCCCCGCUAGGACCCCUCUCUCUGGCCCCGGGCCCCAGUGCCCAUGGGAGCCCCGUGUGGGGGCAGCCGGCUUCCAGUGUCCUCAGCUCUCAUCAGGGCCUCCCCAGAGUCCUCUUGUGCUAUGUAUGGGAUUCCCCAGGAGGGUCGUGUUUGAGGGGGUGUCUCAGGACAUACUGGCCACCCUACGUGCUUCCAGAAUGGCAGGUUUCUCUGUGGGAGCCCCUGUUGUUAUCUGUGGUUCCAGAAUCCGCACAGGUACCUCUUGCGAGCCCCGUGAUCACGCAGGCCAUCGCACCAGCAGGUGGCGCUGUCUACAGCCCCAAACCCGUGUGUCUGGUGGCGGGGAUGGAUCCCUCCGUGCUCCGCUGAGGCCCUUGUCAGAGCUGAGAUCUAGUUAGGUCUGAAGUUCUCUGAGAGCCCUGUGCCAUCUGUGACUUCUCCGUGUCCAUUUAUGACUUUGUUUAAGACAGGGUCUCACUAUGCAGCUCAGGGUGGUCCCCGGCUUGUGGCGAUCCUCCUGCCUUGUCUUCCUGAGUGCUGGGAUCGCAGAAGCACACCACCACAGCAGGCUUUCCCCCC
Acomys russatus (golden spiny mouse) is the source of this 1643-nucleotide messenger RNA. It is a transcript of the gene Spib, whose product is annotated as Spi-B transcription factor. Gene Ontology annotation, cellular component: nucleus. The record is from RefSeq and is a predicted model, not a curated record. Gene Ontology annotation, biological process: regulation of transcription by RNA polymerase II; cell differentiation. The coding region runs from base 1 to 1062 and encodes 353 amino acids. NCBI's taxonomy places the organism in Eukaryota, Metazoa, Chordata, Mammalia, Rodentia, Muridae. Gene Ontology annotation, molecular function: sequence-specific DNA binding; DNA-binding transcription factor activity, RNA polymerase II-specific. The transcript is spliced from 4 exons.